AUGGCCUUUGAUGAAGAAGAAUUGCUGAUUAUGAUCAAGAUCGCCGAGCAACGUCCCGCCCGCCCGUCCAACGCAGCAACGCCCGUGGGCGCGCACCCUAAAAGUACGGCCCGGCGCAGGACGGCGGCGGCGGCGGCGGCGGCGGCUGCGCGCACGAUCGAGCAGCCGUUCGUGGUCCCGUACGCGGUCGCCAAGCACGACUGGACGCUGGACUGGUACUUCCACCCGCCCUUCUCCAUCGCCAAGCCCGGCGCCACCAUCUUCGUCGGCACCGUCAGCAUCGUACACUCGCUGUGCCACAUCCCGCACCUGCUGAUGUACCGGCGGCUCGGCAUGUUCACGGCCUUCUGGAGCAUCGUCGGCCUGGGGCUCAUACUCGGAGCCAUACUGGAGGACGAGUGGCUGUACGACAUCUGGAUCUGGUACUCGUGCGUGUACGUGCCCGUGAUGCUGGUCACCAUGUACGUGGUGCUGACGGGCGCCGUGUGGGCGCUGCACCUGCAGCCGCUGCGCGCCGUCUUCGCCACCGUCGCCAUCAUCUUCUACCUCUUUAUGUUCUACUGCAUCGUAUACGUGAUGAGCGAAAAAAGAAAAAUAUUUACGACGACAACGACGUCGGUGAGAACGACAACGACGUGUUCGUGGUGCCCCACCUGCACCACGCAGAAGUGCACCACCCCCCCGCCCAAGACCACCAAGGCAUCGGUCCACCGCUCCGGGCUGCGCCUCAUCCAGUACCUCGGCGACCGCGUGUGACGGCGCGCGGCUCCGGCGCGGCGCGGCGCGGCCACUGCGCACCGGCAACUUGCCUACAAAAACUAAC
Molecule: messenger RNA, 823 nt
Organism: Leguminivora glycinivorella
Lineage: Eukaryota; Metazoa; Arthropoda; Insecta; Lepidoptera; Tortricidae
Exons: 6
Coding region: 1-756 (251 amino acids)
Source: RefSeq, a predicted model, not a curated record